UGUCACGGCACACUUUGAAGAGCACUGGAAGGUUGUAUUUGGAAAAAAGUGUGGUACAAUUCCCAAAUUUCCUAUUAUGGCACACUGAGGCAACAGUGAUGGCAGACUCGACUGCUUUGCCACUUCAACAACUGAUUGCUUCAUUUGACAACUCUUGUCUGCCAAAAAUUCUACAAGUUUGCUCUGGAGUGUAUUUCCAAGGGUCUAUAUAUGAACUUUCUGGGAGUGAAGUGAGCUUUUCUACUGGGGAUCUAAUAAAGGUUAUUAGCAUUGAGCUGCUGUCAGUUUGCUGCGAAGACAUCGGCAACAAUGAGACGUUUGAGCUGCCUAUCAACCACACAGGUUUGUUCAAGGUUGUUCCAGAUGAGAUGCCGUACGGUACCAUCGAGGAGCUGGUGAGCCUGAGGCCCGUGGGCCUGGAAUCCUGCCUGCCCUUCACGUUCACCAGCUGCUCCAAGAUCAGCGUUGGCGAUUUCACACUGGGGGCCGACAGAGCUUUGACGGUGCUCUCCAUUGAGCGGCAUGAGGGCCAGGAGGAUCAGGUGCGCUGCCACGUUCGAGGACAACAGGAAGCCUCCGCAGAAGUGUGUAUCCCAAUUUCUUCCAAAGGGGAGUUCAGAGAGUGCGAAAACGAGGAGCGCUUCACUCUGCACGAGAUCAUGUCCUCGCCCAGCCUGCGCAGUCGACAGUUUCGCUUCGUCAACACCACCAAAUGUGAACGGCGACUUGCCCUCAGCCCAAUAUACCAGGUCCACGCCAUGAUGAGCAUGAGGAAAAACAUCUUCAAGUUUCCGUCCAGCUUAGAGGUGGAUGUGGUCGAUGUCACCGAGAUGUGCAAUGAUGUGAAUUUUGUGACCCCGCUCAGUCUGACGGAGGUCCUUUCCCAGCCGGAGGAAUCCUUCCCGACAGUAGUAGAGAUAUUGGAGGGCCCAGAAACCCACUCUCUGUUCAGGUGCAGCUGGCUGCCAGAACUUAGCAAGAACAGCCACCUGGUUUUCCACAAGACAGGAACAUCUGCCAUGGUUUUAAUAUCCAGCUUGAAGAGCCGAAAGACACAGCAGUACUUCCUGGUAUCUCAGCAAUAUGGUGGACGAUUACGGAGGCGGCCAAGAGAGUUUAGUUCAGUGUACGAGCUGUACGUCGCUUCAAUCCAGGCACCAGGUCUGAAGGUGGGUGUAACAAGGAGCUAUGAGGGAGAUGAGGAGGAAGGCCUGCCUGCCCUCAGUGUGGGCGAACAGCUGGAGGUUGUUCGCUGCGAAACGAUGGAGUUGCCUUGUGAUAGCAGCCAGGGACAGCAGCAGGCCGUCGAGGCUCUUUUGUGUCAGCGUCUCCAAGAGCCAGAUGAUGAUGAUGAUGAUGAUGAUGAUGAUGAUGAUGAUGAUGAUGAAAAGGAGGUCAAGCAGGGGGAUGAGAGAGAGGAGAUCUUUCUGCCUCUGUACAUGCAGGGCCACUUUGUGGAGGUGAUCGCCGAUAACAAGAAGUACAGACUCAAAGACUUGGGUAAGCAGUUUAGUUUGCCACUGGAUGUGAAAGUGGUGAGCCGGGAUACUGAACUCGAGACUGAUCCCCUGUUUGGGUUUGCAUGUCUCAGAAUAGAGGAGGCCCUGUUAGAGCCCACCAUACAGGCAAGCUUUCUGCACAGGCCAGACCACUGUUUCGAGAUCCCGACCCAGUGGCUCUCCAUGUCCGUCUCUUUUACCAAGGACGCCCUGCCAUGGCCCAGCGGUCAGCCACCUAAGUGCCAUGUGGAUCGGGUUACUGAGGUGACAGACACGUUCCUUUAUGAAUUUCGCAAACAGGGGAACUCGGAUGCAACUCCUCCACCUCGACCACCAAAGCGAACUCCGUCAUCUUCGAAGUCAUCCAAAAAAUCCUUAAAGAAAACACCCAAGGCAGACAAGUCCAAGCAAGGACCGGACAAAAGAGUCCCAACCAAGGAGUUAGCCGAUUUGACUUUGGAUAGCAAAAGAAGGCCCCCAGCUCCUCCACCUCCAGCUAUCUUGGACAAUCAACCGCCGCCACUUGUACCCCGAAAGCACGCAUCAGCUCAAGGGACAACAAGCAAGGCUCUGCCAAACACUUAUGUGGAACUAGAGGAGUCGAAGAAAAAAGGAAAGCUGUGUGAAAUCGCAGCAGAUGUGGACAGCGACCAUGACUAUGAAACUGUGGAUGAGACCUUCGCAAUGGUAGUGAACAAAGCAAAAGAGAAUGUCUUAUAUUACUAAAGUUUUGCAAAACCGCAGCAGCAGAAUAUCUGAUAUGGGUGGCUGAAGUUAAGAAUGACGAAGGAGAAUGUCUUAUUGCAGCUUUUAAGCUCUCUUAUCUCGAAUAAUUGUAUUUUAUUGUACCAGUGUGGCAUAGACUUGUAUUGUGAGUCUUUAUAGUCAGACCAAGCAACAUGUCCAUGAAAUCCUAAAUAUUGUUUGCAUAAAAUACCAUUAUACUGUGUAAUUCUUAGCAGUUUUUUAGUCCAUCCUGGAGCAUCAGCAACACCUUCCAGUAUAAUAGUCAUAUCACAACACCACAAACAGCCUUGAAAAUGACCAGAGUUGAAUCAUUACCUUGUUGCCUCAGAGUAAUGCAUAUUUAUAAGCUUCCCAGAGUAUUACAUUUUGUUGUACAGGUAUUUAAUGAUGUAUGUGGAAACCUCCUAUAGUAUCAACGUAUAAAUACAAACUAUAAAGAGAAAAGGCUCAAACCAGUCUGGGAGGCACGAGUCAUGUGUAGCUUCUCACAUGCAUGGCCAUGUAACGGUAAUACAAUAGCAGAAGCGUUCCCAGUUGUGACAUCAAACUAAUGAUCUGAGAGUACAUAAAUGUGCCACACAGUAUCAAAUCCUACUUUUACUUAUUGUUUUGUGUUUUGAAAUGAUGGUUUUGACUCACUGCCAAAGAAAUAACAAAAGUACAAAUCAAGUUGAUGUACUCAUUUCUUUCAAGGUUGGAACCAUUUAUUUCAACACCAUACUGUAGAUUCAUUUGUCUGGAGUUUUAUUUUGUAUUUAAGAGAUGUAUCAUCACCAUUAAAGUGGCUUCAGAAUCAAUUCAGA
This is a messenger RNA of Anarrhichthys ocellatus (wolf-eel), 3049 nucleotides long. RefSeq names its product thymocyte selection associated family member 2 (gene themis2). The transcript has 7 exons. Gene Ontology annotation, cellular component: nucleus; cytoplasm. The coding region runs from base 99 to 2225 and encodes 708 amino acids. Gene Ontology annotation, biological process: T cell receptor signaling pathway. The record is from RefSeq and is a predicted model, not a curated record. NCBI's taxonomy places the organism in Eukaryota, Metazoa, Chordata, Actinopteri, Perciformes, Anarhichadidae.